AUGUCAUCAGCAACGUCGACCAGGGCUCCUUUGCGCAACAUCAUGUAUCUUACUGGCCAACAUCCCGUUGUACCUGACCCGGAUCUCAGCUCACCUAUCACACAUGUGAUUCUUGCAUUCAUGCAGGCAGCAAGCUUCAAUGCGGAAACUCAUGGCACCGAUUGGCCGCUCUUCAUGUCUGUUGAGGAGACUCGGGCCAAGUUUCUGCCUGGCACGAAGGUCAUGGUCGCCAUUGGAGGUUGGGGUGAUACCGAGGGGUUCAGCAUCGCAGCACGCACCGAGCAGAACCGACACAGGUUCGCAGCAAACGUGGCCGCCAUGAUACGUGGCACUGGAGCGGAUGGGGUCGAUAUCGAUUGGGAGUAUCCGGGCGGCAAUGGUGAGGAUUACAAGCAGGUCCCCAACUCGGACAAGGCGUGGGAGAUCGAAGCGUACCCUCUACUGAUGUCUGCUAUACGGAAAGCCAUUGGGCCCGAGAAACUCGUCUCUGCUGCUGUGCCCGGCCUUCUGCGCGAUAUGCUCGCCUUCAGCCCCACGACGUUGCCGUCUAUCAUGGACGAGGUAGACUUCCUCAAUGUCAUGACCUACGACCUGAUGAACCGGCGUGAUAAUGUGACUAAGCAUCAUACAGGCGUACAGCUGUCGCUCGAUGCCAUUAAACAGUAUACGGAAAAUGGGGCAUCUACAGAGAAGCUCAAUCUCGGGAUUGCCUUCUAUGUGAAGUACUUUCGAAUCUCACAGGGGAAUCACGAAAUGUGCUUGAAGGAUCCAGUUGGCUGCCCCACGGGCUUGAUGGAGGAUCCCGAAACAGGUGCUGAUCUUGGCAAGACCGGGGGCUUCAGUUGGCAUGAUUCUGUUCCUCACGAAGCUAAACUCUCAUUCACCAAAGCCCUGACUGACGGCACCUAUGACAACAUUCGAGGCGGCUAUUAUUACUUUGAUACUAAACAGAGUUUGUGGUGGACUUUCGACAAUCCUGACGCCAUAUUAAAGAAGUUCCCGGUAAUUGUGAUGGACAUGAAGCUGGGUGGCGUUUUUGCCUGGGGUCUUGGUGAGGAUGCACCUGAUUUCAAACAUCUUCGAGCAGUAAAUCUUGGCAUCAAGAGAAUAGAGGAUGAGAAAGAUGAGCUAUAG
This is a messenger RNA of Truncatella angustata, 1134 nucleotides long. RefSeq names its product chitinase 18-4. Gene Ontology annotation, biological process: carbohydrate metabolic process; chitin catabolic process. Gene Ontology annotation, cellular component: extracellular region. Lineage: Eukaryota; Fungi; Ascomycota; Sordariomycetes; Amphisphaeriales; Sporocadaceae. The coding region runs from base 1 to 1134 and encodes 377 amino acids. The record is from RefSeq and is a predicted model, not a curated record. The transcript is spliced from 2 exons. Gene Ontology annotation, molecular function: chitin binding; chitinase activity.